AAUCGAUUGAUCGCACAUAUGGUGAUGGUUCCAUGCCGCAUAUAAUACAUCUUUCAUACUUGUACACGAUAUUUAUCGUUGUAUAUACCAGACUCAGAGCCUAUUUAAGCACUCUUCCCGAGUACACGCUAGUUGCACGUACUUUGCGAGUCGCAACAUGCAAACAAUCAAUUCAAAAGACGAUCUUUCGACGGUCUCGGAUAUCCUUACUGCUCUGCAGACUAUCCCUGGGAUACCCGACUUCGAAACCCCAUACUCCCGAACCACAUUCCCCAAUUCUAAUCACUGUGCAAUUGGUCUCGAAGACCAGAGCAUCAGGGCCAUUAUCACCGAACGCCAACACCAGCUGGACAAUGUUUUGCACGACAUCUCAGGUUUACAAACAGUCAUACAUGGUAUCAUCAGUCUUCAGGACCAUCUCUUGAAGCAUAAGAAGAGGAUAAUCGAAUCUAUUAAUCUGCACAGGAGACUCGUAUCACCUCUUUGGCACUUCCCAACUGAAGUCCUUUCCCAAAUAUUUUGCCACUUUCUCUCGCAAGUUCCGAAACUCGGUGAAUCAUUGCAGCCACCAUCAAAGCUAACCGUACCUAUGUCGUUGACCAGAAUAUGUCGACGGUGGAGGGAGGUUGUUAUGACAUGCCCGACUUGUGGCGUGUGCUGUCUGCAGCCUUCAGCUACGACUCUUGGCUCAAGCGAGCACAGGGACAUGAUGACUCGACCAAGUUACAACGUCUUCUUCAGCCUUACACCGAUCAAAUCAAAUCUCUCUCUGCCGAUUUUUACCAUCCCGGCAAACCUGAACCUAAUACGUUCAGAGACCUCCUGGCACUCGAGGAGAUGUCCAUGUACUUCCAUCUGGAUAUCUCUGCUGGUGAUAUGCCAGCUAAUAAUUUAUGCUCUAUCUCGCAACUGCCGCCCACUCUGCGCAGUUUCGAUGUAUCAGGGUGGUCACUCAACAUCAGGGACGUGUCCCUCUUGCAAUCCCGUAUGGGCCCAUCUUACAACACUCGGGAUCGGAUUAUGGGAAGCAGGAACUGUUCUCCACUUGCUCCAGCUAGCUCCCAACCUAUCCUCGUUAACGAUUCGCAUAUUAUUCUUUGACGGCGAAGCGUUGGAAACCGUUCACACACACAAACCUCCACACCUACACAUCGAUUGUGACUAUUAUGAUGGAGAGACGCUCGAUUUCUGCGACCUGCUCGAUGCUUUCUCAUUCCCCACUCUACGCGUACUUACUGUUCACGAUGAGUUCGUGGCAUUCCUGGCACGUCUGAUUGUCAGCGGUAGUGUGGAAUACGUUGCCCUUUUUCCUUCGCUUCAAUUUGUAUUGCGCUGAUACUCUGCACUACUCCUUACAGAUUCGCCAUAUGAUGGUCAGCUGUGCUACUCUCUGUAUACUCUAUGCUACCACUACUGUACGUUACUAGCCUCGGAAGACUCGUAUCCCAACUUUGAAAGAUGAUAUCACUGUACAUCAUGCCUUUUGUCGUACCGUUUGUAUGUUUAUGACCGUUUGUAACUUUAUCCCUCCUUGUUGUCAUCAAGCUACGAUUCGUGUUCUUAUAUUCUGUGAAUAAUAUUUGGGCCUCAAAGAA
Suillus subalutaceus is the source of this 1595-nucleotide messenger RNA. RefSeq lists its product as uncharacterized. The record is from RefSeq and is a predicted model, not a curated record. Bases 158 to 1336 code for a protein of 392 amino acids. The transcript has 7 exons. Lineage: Eukaryota; Fungi; Basidiomycota; Agaricomycetes; Boletales; Suillaceae.